CUACUCCCAACUUGACAAUCACUCUAGACUGCACUUUCCAUCGUUGUUGUCGUUCCCAUUCCCAUUCCCGUUCCGCUGUUUUGUAAAUCACUUCCAACUCAGACACACUCACUUAUGACAAACCUCACCUAACUUCACACUCGCUGUCCCUGCAAAUGAAAUCAACCUUGGCUGCGAUUUUCUUGUUGUCUGACUAUUGCCGCAACCCUAUCCACAUUCUGACAUCCGCAGCCCAGCGACACCUCACACACCAACAACACAACUAGGCUUGAUCACCAGUUCUUGGAUCUGUGGUCCCAAAGCGCAGGCGCUGUAAGCAAGUGUUGAUCAUAUAAUCUCUUCACUCCUUUGCCUACACGACUGGCUUACCCCACACGUUCUGAUAUUCAUCAUGUCCCAACCACGGAGGCCACGCCCGGCCACAUCGCCUACUCGCGACAAGUCCCAUUCCCCCUACCGAUCAUCGCCUUCGCGGCGUCUAAGAGAUAUUGAGACUGGCCCUUAUAAUCAGCCUCGAGGAUCCCCCUACUCUCGUUCCCGUCCUAGCGACGAUCACCACCCAGCUUCUCCAGAUUCCAAGGCUGCUGAUUGGGAACCCAUCAUGUCUGUCCCCCUAAAUGCCUCUGACCUCGGUCGCAAAAAGUCCCUCAUUCGUCCCGAACGCAAUCGUAUCGAUCGAGACCAUCCAAACUAUCAUUACCGCAAGGCCGCCCAGAAUAUGGAGGUAUUUCCUUCCACCACAGGCAACGACCCCGUCAUUGAAGUGACUGGUGAAACGGACCGUAUUGUAAGCUCAGAUAGCAGCAACCACGCUGUUCCAGUUCAAGGGUCAGAUUACCCGUCUCGUCGACAAACGGUCAGAGCCCCGGGAAACAUUGAGCCCGUGGGGAAGAAAAGGCAUCCUCGGAAGCUCGUCCGGAAGGAUACUCGAAACUUGACCGAGGAGGAGAAAAGAUAUCAAAAGGAGCUCGACAAAAUCAAACCGCCAAGUAUCUGGAACAUCUAUUGCGCCAUCAUCACCUUUUGGGCUCCCGAUUUUGUACUGCACUGCUUUGGCAUGCCGGCACGAGCCCAGAGAAGAGCCUGGCGCGAAAAGGUUGGCCUUAUCAGCAUCAUUCUUCUCAUCGCUGGCUUCGUUGGCUUCUUGACCUUUGGUUUCACCCAGGCCGUCUGCGCCGCCCCUGGCCUUCGCUUGAAAAUAAACAAUGUCGACAGUGGCUACAUGAUUUUCCAUGGUGAGGCAUACAACCUCGAUGGCUCCAUGCAUCCGGCUGCCUUGGGUGUUCCUCUCGACACCAAUGUCCUUUACGAUCUCCCUCACAAGUAUGGCGGCCAGGACGGGAGCUUCAUGUUUCAAAAGGUCAAUGGCGAUUGCAAGGACCUCAUCACUCUUGCCCCCGGCUCCGAUGUCCCUACCAACGAUGAAGGAGACCUAGCUUGGUAUUUCCCUUGCGUCGCCUUCAACCAAGAUGGCUCCACACCAGUCAACACCACCGUCCCCUACUACCUGGGCUACGCUUGUCACACCACUGAAAAGGCAAGAGACACUUUCUUCCACCUGAGAAAGGCUGGGGAGGUCUUCUUCACCUGGAACGAUCUGAGAAACGAGAGCCGAAACCUAGUCGUGUACUCCGGAUCCGUCAUCGAUCUAGACCUUUUAAGGUGGUUCAACGACAGCCAAGUGGCUUGGUCCAAUCAAUUCGACCACCUGCGUGAGAAUGAGGAGAUCAGGGGAAUGGAUCUGACCCACGUCCUUCAAUCUCCCGCUGACAAAAAGAUGGGCAGGUGUCUUACCCAAAUAGCCAAGGUGGGCUCUAUCGAUACCGAGACCGUCGGUUGCAUUGCCUCCAAGGUUGUUCUCUACGUCUCUCUGGUCUUCAUCCUCGCGAUUGUCCUCGCCAAAUUCUUUCUGGCCUUGACGUUUCAAUGGUUCCUGUCCCGCAAAUUUGGCGCCGCCAAAACCUCACAGACGUCCGACCCCAAAAAACGAGCCAAACAGAUCGAGGAGUGGUCCAACGACAUCUACCGACCGGCACCCAGGAUUACUGAUCCUGCGAGCACCAUAACAGGAUCCGAUGGUCGUACCAGCAAACGUGGCAGCAUGCUUUUCCCACAGACGUCUCGGUUUACCAGCCCCUAUGCCGUGGAUCGCUCGCACAAGACUAACCGCCCACCUCCGACUACCAUGACAAGUCAAUCGUCCAAUGCCCGGCUGAUACAGCCUUCCGGUAGUGUGUAUAAACAUGGCUAUAGUAACAGUCAAGCAACCUUGGAUCUGCCUUCCAGAAUGAGCAUGGGGCCAAGUCGGUCGAGCGUCCUAUUGUCAGGUCACGAUACACAUUUGGACGACGGGGGUCUGAACAAUCCUGUUGGGUUCAUCCAUGAAAACGUCGUGCCUCAACCGCCUCCUGAAUGGCAGCCGUUUGGCUAUCCUCUCGCUCACGUCAUCUGCUUAGUGACAGCCUAUUCCGAAGGUGAAGACGGUAUUCGGACCACGCUGGAUUCCAUCGCCACAACAGACUAUCCCAACAGCCACAAAGCAAUUCUCGUCAUCUGUGAUGGCAUCAUUAAGGGCAAGGGCGAGACCCUAUCAACUCCGGACAUUGUUCUUGGAAUGAUGGGCGAUUUUGUCGUUCUCCCGGAAGAUGUGCAAGCCUUUUCGUACGUUGCUGUGUCUAGUGGUUCCAAACGACACAACAUGGCCAAGGUCUAUGCAGGCUUCUACGAUUAUGGCCAGAACUCUGCCAUUGAUCCCGCAAAGCAGCAACGAGUCCCCAUGCUGGUUGUGGUCAAAUGUGGAACCCCUGAUGAGGCCAGUAAGAGCAAACCAGGAAACAGAGGCAAGCGCGACAGUCAAAUCAUCCUCAUGUCUUUCCUCCAGAAGGUCAUGUUUGACGAACGUAUGACGGAGCUUGAGUAUGAAAUGUUCAAUGGUCUCUGGAAAGUUACUGGAAUGUCGCCCGAUUUUUACGAGAUGGUUCUCAUGGUGGAUGCUGAUACCAAAGUCUUCCCUGACAGUUUGACCCACAUGAUCUCUGCGAUGGUCAAGGACCCUGAAAUCAUGGGUCUUUGCGGGGAGACCAAGAUUGCAAACAAAAAUCAGUCAUGGGUUUCACGCAUCCAAGUCUUUGAGUAUUUCAUCUCGCACCAUCUAUCCAAGUCAUUCGAAUCCGUCUUUGGCGGUGUCACUUGUCUGCCGGGAUGUUUCUGCAUGUACCGCAUCAAGUCGCCUAAAGGAGGUCAGAACUACUGGGUCCCAAUUCUGGCCAAUCCAGACAUUGUCGAGCACUACUCUGAAAAUGUGGUCGACACGCUGCAUAAGAAGAACCUGCUUCUCCUCGGUGAAGAUCGAUACCUGUCAACGCUCAUGCUAAAGACCUUCCCCAAGAGAAAGCAGGUUUUUGUGCCUCAAGCGGUGUGCAAGACAACGGUUCCAGACAAAUUCAAAGUUCUCCUUUCACAGCGUCGGCGCUGGAUCAAUUCGACAAUUCACAAUCUCAUGGAGCUGGUCUUGGUGCGUGAUUUGUGUGGCACCUUUUGCUUCAGCAUGCAAUUUGUCGUCUUUAUUGAAUUGAUCGGCACCUUGGUGCUGCCGGCGGCCAUUGCAUUUACCUUCUACCUGAUUGUCAUCUCCAUUGUUCGUCGACCUGUCCCGGUCAUCCCUCUUAUUCUUCUGGCAUUGAUCCUGGGUCUUCCGGCGGUCUUGAUUGUCUUGACCGCACACCGAUGGUCGUACAUUUUGUGGAUGUUGAUCUAUCUCCUCUCUCUUCCCAUCUGGAACUUUGUCCUGCCAACAUAUGCGUUCUGGAAGUUUGAUGAUUUCAGCUGGGGUGACACUCGAAAGACGGCUGGAGAAAAGACCAAGAAAGCUGGAAUCGAAUACGAGGGAGAAUUUGACAGCAGCAAGAUCACCAUGAGGCGGUGGGGUGAUUUUGAACGAGGUAAGCAGCUCUAGACAUCAUCUCUGUUGAUAGCAUCACUAACGUGAGGAUGCAGAACGUCGGGCUCAAGCGACAGGCAUGCCAUGGACAAGUCAGCCCCAAAGCCGCUUUGACUCCACACCCAAUUUUGAGCGAUACUCUGAUUAUUGAUCUGGCCUGAUCGGACGAGAGAUGACGAAUAUUUCAUGACGAGGCAACGACGACAUGGGCGGCGAAGACGGAGGGAGGGGAAACCCCUUUUUCACAACCAAAACGGCAUUGCGAAGGAACUAUAUCAUUAAUAACCUCGACCACUGGGGUGGACAUUGAAUGAUUGAAGGUGUAUUUGGGUUGAGUUGGGAUUCCCUGAUGGGUAUGGGGAUCACUAUUUACAAGUCUGUAGAAUAUGUGCACAUGGCGACAAUGCUACUGGUUUUGGAUCUACUUUGGGUACCCGGUAGAUGAAAUGUACACUUUUGAUGAAAUCAUCCAUUCACCCAUGAA
Exophiala mesophila is the source of this 4424-nucleotide messenger RNA. RefSeq lists its product as hypothetical. Gene Ontology annotation, molecular function: chitin synthase activity. The record is from RefSeq and is a predicted model, not a curated record. Lineage: Eukaryota; Fungi; Ascomycota; Eurotiomycetes; Chaetothyriales; Herpotrichiellaceae. The coding region runs from base 392 to 3955 and encodes 1187 amino acids. The transcript is spliced from 2 exons. Gene Ontology annotation, cellular component: cell septum; cell periphery.